GCCAGUCUAUAGACAGCGCACUAACUAAACAGACGUCUUGGUAUCUUGCUCGACGCGCUUUCCACACACAGUUCCCCGAUAGGCAAAUCCCGCAUUUUAUAAAAGGGACUGUCGCAUUCUACACUUAAGUCAGACGCGUGCCAGAAUUCGCGAGUGAAACACUUGAAUUACCAGAAACCAAAGAUCAAUCAAUAAUCAAAAACAAAACAUGAGCCACCACUGGGGUUACACCGAAGAGAACGGUCCUCAACACUGGGCCAAGGAUUUUCCACAUGCAUCGGGACAUCGUCAGUCGCCUGUGGCCAUAACCACCUCAAGUGCUAAGAAGAGCAGCGAUCUUAAAUUGGCGCCGCUUAAGUGGCAGUAUGUUGCCGAGAAUUCCAAGAGUCUGGUUAAUCCAGGCUAUUGCUGGCGCGUAGAUGUUAAUGGCGCCAAUUCGGAGCUGACGGGUGGUCCACUGGGUAAUCAAAUAUUUAAGCUGGAGCAAUUCCAUUGCCAUUGGGGAUGCACAGACUCCAAGGGCUCAGAGCAUACGGUUGAUGGUGUUUCCUAUGCCGGCGAGCUCCACUUGGUCCAUUGGAAUACUACCAAGUACAAGUCGUUCAAUGAGGCGGCUGCUGCACCCGACGGCUUGGCCGUACUGGGUGUGUUUCUGCAGCCGGGCGAUCAUCAUGCCGAGCUGGAUAAGGUCAGCAGCUUACUGCAGUUUGUGCUGCACAAAGGCGAUCGCGUCACACUGCCUCAAGGCUGUGAUCCUGGCAAACUGUUGCCCGAUGUGCACACCUAUUGGACUUAUGAGGGCUCGCUAACAACGCCACCCUGCUCGGAGUGCGUCAUCUGGCUUGUGUUCAAGACACCCAUUCAAGUGUCGGACGAUCAGCUGAACUCCAUGCGCAAUCUUAAUGCCUACGACGUAAAGGAGGAGUGCCCAUGCAAUGAGUUCAAUGGCAAGGUCAUCAACAACUUCCGUCCACCACUGCCGCUGGGCAAGCGUGAGCUACGCGAAAUUGGUGAACAUUGACCAUGAACCAUUGACAUUGCAUCCAAACUACAGCAACAAAAGAUACAUGAUCAGAAAUGCCGUGUCUGCACCUUAGAAUCGCUUCCAAGUUGAGCAGCAGCAAUUGUUAAAGUCUCGUUUUAGUUUGUAUUAUUUUUGUUUAGCUCUUAUGAUGCCUCUUUACAUUUAAAAUGCUUGUGUAAUGUUUUAUUUGUUGAAACACUUGCUCUAUGACAAUUAGUUUUAUGCCCAUAUUAUAUGUUACACCUAUGGUAUUACAAAAUAAAUAUAUAUUUACUUUAAAUGUUGCAAAUCCA
Messenger RNA from Drosophila busckii, 1317 nucleotides. RefSeq names its product carbonic anhydrase 2 (gene CAH1). The transcript is spliced from 3 exons. Bases 209 to 1021 code for a protein of 270 amino acids. NCBI's taxonomy places the organism in Eukaryota, Metazoa, Arthropoda, Insecta, Diptera, Drosophilidae. Gene Ontology annotation, cellular component: cytoplasm. The record is from RefSeq and is a predicted model, not a curated record. Gene Ontology annotation, molecular function: carbonate dehydratase activity; zinc ion binding.